UCUGCUAGGUGUUGCCUGUCAUUCAUUCACACUGGUCUGUGGAAAUCAGUAGUCGUAUCUAUGACUUUUGUUGAAGAAGUGCUGUUGACUUAGCAAGCCAGCUAACACUAGCUUGCUAUAAUAGCUGACAAGCUAACUUGGCGGACACAUCAAAUUGAUUAUAACUUGGCUAUUAAAGCUAGUUAGCUAAUAAGCUAGCUUAGAGAUGCGGUUCGUUGGAAAGAGAUACCAUCACUCAGGCUAGUUAUAUUUGAGCAAACGUACUAUCAGCAGUAACAGUUCAAUUUAGUAGAUGCCAAUAAUACACAAAAGUAGAACAGUAAAAGUGUAAGAUGUAGAACUUCAGUAACGGUAAUCCAGCUGACGUUAGUGAUUUGGAACAAGGGUGGGGUGAAAAUGAAAUUCACAGUAUGAGGCAUCAGCCUUGUCAAGACCAUGGAGAAAUAUGAGAAGGUGAAGAAGAUCGGAGAAGGCUCCUUUGGGAAGGCAUUCCUGGUUCAGUCCAAGGAAGAUGGCCACCAGUAUGUCAUCAAGGAGAUUGGCAUCUCCCGGAUGUCAAAUAAAGAAAGGCAGGAGUCGCGUAAGGAGGUGGCGGUCCUCGCCAACAUGAGUCACCCAAACAUCGUCCAGUAUAAGGAGUCCUUUGAAGAGAGUGGCUGCUUGUACAUAGUAAUGGACUACUGUGAGGGAGGAGACCUGUUUAAGAAGAUUAACUCUCAGAGAGGACUGCUCUUCCCGGAGGAGCAGAUCCUGGACUGGUUUGCACAAAUCAGCCUGGCUCUGAAACACGUGCAUGACCGCAAAAUACUUCACCGGGACAUCAAGUCACAGAAUAUCUUUCUGACCAAAGAUGGAACUGUACAGUUGGGGGACUUUGGGAUCGCCAGGGUUCUGAACAGCACUGUGGAGUUGGCCAGGACCUGUAUAGGAACCCCUUACUAUCUUUCCCCAGAGAUUUGUGAGAACAAACCCUACAAUAACAAGAGUGACGUUUGGGCCUUAGGGUGUGUCCUGUAUGAAAUGUGCACGCUUAAGCAUGCAUUCGAGGCGGGGAACAUGAAGAACCUGGUUCUGAAGAUCAUCCGGGGCUCCUACCCCCCGGUCUCGUCGCACUACUCCCAGGACCUGCGCUGCAUGCUGGGCCAGCUGUUCAGACGCAACCCCCGGGAGAGACCUUCGGUCUGCAGCAUCCUGGGCAAGCCAUUCCUCUCCCGCAGGAUACACAGGUUUCUCACGCCACAGCUCAUUGCUCAGGAAUUCAGCCCUGGCGCUCUCCAUAAGCAUCCCAAAGUGUGUGUGGCGCAGGGUCCACCAGCAAAGCGCCCAGCCUCUGGUCCAGCGGCGAUCUCUCCUGCCCAGAAGAUCACCAAACCAGCUGCCAAAUACGGAGUGCCUUUGACCGUCCGGAGGCCCUCGGAUGCGCUCCGCAAGGCUGCCGAUGCUGGCAGGAAGCCUGCCGAGCGGAAACCUGUGGCCAAACCUAAACAGGCCCCCCCCCCAGCAGUGCCUCAGAGGAGAGCGAGUCGCGCUGAGGAGGAGAGAAGGAAGUCUGAGGAGGCGGCGAGGAAAAGGCGACUCGAGCUGAUGGAGAAAGAGAAGAAGAAGAGAGAACAGAUAUUCCUGCUGAAAGCUGCCCAGAUACGAAGAUUUGAAAAGGAUAAGGUGAGCCAUAUCAAUCGAGCGAGAGAGCAGGGGUGGAGGCAUGUCCUGAGCUCCAGCGGCGGCAGCAGUCCUGAGAGAAAGUUUUAUGGUGGUGGGGGUGGCAUGAUGGCGGCCUCUCCUGCCCACGCACCCAGCCACGCCCCCGCCCAGCCCCCAAACAGAUAUGACCACUUCCUGUCUGCCCUGGACCAGCUUGCCAAACCUCAAGAAGGGGCCAAGGCAGCAGGAGACACACCUGCCAGGGGUGCCAUGGGUGCUGCUGCCCCAGCGCUACCCAAUGGCCACGUUGGACCCUCCGGCCUGGCACGUCCACACGAGGGAGAUGCGGUGAAGGUGGAGGUCAGGAGGUUGGAGCAGGUCUCCAAAAAUGCCAAUGCCAACAGGCUGCGGGGUCAGGUGGCGGCCGGGCGGGCCUUUCAGGUGGAGGAGUUCCUGCAGAGGAAGAGGGAGGCCAUGCUGAACAAAGUGCGGGCUGAAGGACAGCUGGGAGCGCGGCAAAAGCUGACCGCCGUCUUUGGGAGCAGACCUGGCACCAUGCGGUGCAGGAGGCCCAGAGUGAACAAGGAGGAGGAGGAGUACCUGUCACGGCUGAGGCAGAUCAGGCUGCAGAACUUCAAUGAGCGGCAGCAGAUUAAAGCCCGUUUGAGAGGCGAGAAGUAUGACAGCGACGGCUCUGACAGUCACGAGCCUAGUGAAGAGGCCGAGCUGAGGAAGAAGAAGAUCGAGGCGCUGAAGGCCCAGGCAAACACACGUGCUGCAGUGCUGAAGGAACAGCUGGAGAAGAAGAGGAGGGAGGCGUACGAGAGGGAGAAGAGAGCCUGGGAUGAUCACCUCAAUGUUCGAGGAGUGAAGAUAGGUGGGGUAGCAGCUGUUGCCCUGCCCCCUUCCCCUCCCCCUGACCCCGCUCCCCAGCCUGCCCCCACCUUCCCGCCCCCACCCUCCUCCAAACCCACCGCCCCGUCCAUCUCCAUGACUGCUGCGCUGAAGGACGUUGGAGCGCUAGCGUCUGGCCAGAACUCUCCUAUGAAGGAAGAAUCCCCCAAGAUGGAGGCGCCUGUCGUCCAGCCCCAGAGCGAGAAGAAGGAGAUCCUCCGGCGACUGAAUGAGAACCUGAAGGCUCACAGCCAGACGCCGGGGGAGGGCGAGGCUGCGCCGGCGGUGACGGAGGUGACGGAGGUGACGGAGGGGCCUUGUCCCGCCCUGCAGCAGGACCAGCCAGUGGUGAUGGAGGAGGAGAGGCCGGUCUCCGGGGGCGACCGCAAGAAGUGGGAGGCGGGAGCUGCGCCUGUCUUCCCUGUGGCACAGCAGACUUUAGAGGAGACCUGCCUGACCUCACCUGCAUCCCAGAGUGUUUCCCCUGAUGAGAGACUGCCCUCUGCUGGUGACAGGCGGAAGUGGGAGAUGACGGCUCCUCCGUUUCUGGCCGUGGCUCAGCAGACACUAGAAGAGACCUGUAUACCAACACCAGAGCAAACGGCUGGUGAGGUCAUCCGUCUGGAGGCAUGGCAGGGGGCGGGUCCGAGGAGAGCCUGGGGGCAGAGUCCAGACGCUCAGGUCCUGGAGAUGCUGAAAGAGGCGGAGCUUCAGCCCCUCACCCAGCUGUUGGACAACGCCAGCAUCUGUGAUAGGCCAGUCACAGACUGCCUUAGGCCAUCAGUUGGGCCUUCCACUGGCCAGGAGGGGACCAGACCAGCACCACAGACACAGACACAGCCAAGCACAUCUGCCACUGCUCCAGAAACAGACGAGCCCAUUCCGCUGGAGGUCGAAGGUGAAGAGGAAGCGACGGUUUCAGCGGAGGAAACGUUAGUGCCCCAACCGCAGUCCACCGACGGGGCAGGAGAUGACGCAUGCACAGAUGAAGUGCAUGUUUCAGCUGGAGGUCAAUCUGGACUUCCUGUUUAUUUGUCAAACUAUGGUGGAAUCCUACUGGGACCAACGAGGAAGCAGGCGUCCUCAGCUCCAAUAAAACUGGGCUUUGGGUGCCAGUUAGGAAUGAAGAGAAAAACUGCACUCUCAGAUGAACUGGAAUCGCUGGUGCUGGAGGAGAGGCCGCAGCGGCCUGUAAAUCCCCCAGCCGGGGUGCUCCAUGCCUGGGGCCCAGAUGCUUCACCGGCUGGGCCACCAGGGGGCAAAACUGCACCACACACAGAGAAGAGGGAACCGGCAGAGAGCGAGGAGAAGCCAGCAGAGCCUUCAGGCGUGCCCCCGUGCGAUGAGCCCCUCUUCCUGAGGCUGUGUAGCCCCGCUCACCGGCGCACCGUGGCCUUGGCCCUGAUGUCGGCGCAGUCGUCCAUGGAGGACUCGUCGUCCUCGCUGGCCUCGCGCUCGCGCUCCAUCUCCCCCAUGCGCUCCAAGCACCAGGACACGCUCCUCAUCGGCCUCUCCACCGGCCUCUUCGACACCAACAACACCAAGAUGCUACGGACGUGCUCUCUGCCGGACCUCAGCAAGCUCUACAAGAGCGCAGACGCAGACACAGACGUCACGGAGGGAAACGGUGCCGUUGCCCCUGACAACAACCUGGAGAUCGAGGACCUGGAGGAGAACGGCAAAGCAGAGGAGCAGUCGGAGGCGGAGGAUGCCUAUGAGGAUGAAGACGACUUACGGGAGCUGCGAGCCUCCAUGGAGAGACUACUGCAGGACGCCCAGAGCGAGGAAGAGGAGGAGGAGGAGGAAGAAGAUGCAUCGAAUGGGAGCCCGGGUGAUGAGGACGAAAGCUGCUAUAAUGGGGCGGAACGAGGUGCAGAGAAAAAGGGCCAGCGAGGAAGCACUGAGGAAGAGGAGGAGGAGGUGGACGGAGGUUUCAACGGAGUGGGAGGUGAGGAAGAGGAGGGCACCUCCAGCAGCAGUCCUGAUGAAGAGCCCCUUGGGCCGCUCACUAACGGGGUGGAGGAGGAGGAGGAGGAAGAGGAGGAGGAGGAGCAUCACAGCAGUGGGGACCAGCUGAAUGAAGAAUGGCAGUCAGAUGACAGCGAGGAGGACGAGGUAGAUGAGCUGGAGCAGCAGGACAGCAUCUUCAGUCGUCUGGAGGAACUGCGCUUCCAGCUGGAGAAGGAGAUGGGCUUCGAGAACUUCAUCGAGGCCUACAACAAGAUCAAGGCUAUUCAUGAAGAUGAGGAUGAGAAUAUAGACAUGGGCCCCAGCAUGCUGCAAAGCAUCCUGGGAACAGAACACCAGCACCUUUAUCCCAAGAUCCUUCACCUGGUUAUGGCCGACGGGGCGUAUCAAGAAGAUAAUGAUGAAUAGAAGCCAUUCAUCCACCCAGGCUGGCAGCUCCAGACAAUCUGUUGGCAGACUGAUGUCUUCCCAGGAUGCACUUGAGGGUUUGUCUGCACAUUGGGGGAUGGGGGUGGGGUGGGGUGGUGAGAGCAGUGUUGGUCGGGGAAGGAUGAGGGCUUGGUUAGGCCUCUGUUGGAGGCGUAGGUCUCAGGCACUUAUGCAUGGAGAAUGCUGAGGUAGUUCACUUGAAGACUGACAGUUUCUCCUUCCACAUUUUAGUGAUUGACACAAUGUUUUGUAAGUAGUAUACCGUGGACACGAAUGAAAGUACAGCAAAGUAAUAUGGCGACACGUAACCAAAGUCUAAUAAGUUGUUCCAUGGGUAACUGUCGACAGCACGGUGCUCCUUUUUUUUUUUAAAGUCCCAAGGCCUGCCAGGUCGUAGGUCAGAGGUCGAAGAUUAAUUUGCACCUCGGGGGUCGGGGACUUCUUCACAACACUUGUCAGAUCUCACUUGCUUGACCUUUCUCUUGAGGCACAGACUAGUCCUAUAUCAGGACGCACCCGUGUCAACUUCUUUCCAACCAGCUCGACCUCGUUUUCUGUACUUUUUUGUCCCGGGUAAAUUUUUACAAAGCUUGGUUUAAAUGCAGUUCUCAGAUUCUUCUCAGAUUUCUUACAGUUUUCGCACUAAUUAACACUACUGGUUUAAUGUUUACAUGGUGAAUGGCUGUUAGAUGGAAAAUGCAGGUCACUAUGGUAGCAAAGAAAAUGCAAUGCAAGGAACUCCUACUGUUAUGUCAGGAUGUAUGUUGACUGUAUAAAGAAUUGUAAGAAAUAUAAAUGAAGAGGAAGGGAAUCAAUUUAUCACAGAAUGUUGCUCUUUGAUAAUGAGGCAGAAACUAUGUAUCUUUUUAAUAAUAAAUAAAUGCUUACAUUUUCUAAA
Messenger RNA from Clupea harengus (Atlantic herring), 5830 nucleotides. RefSeq names its product NIMA-related kinase 1 (gene nek1). Lineage: Eukaryota; Metazoa; Chordata; Actinopteri; Clupeiformes; Clupeidae. Gene Ontology annotation, biological process: protein phosphorylation. The transcript has 37 exons. Gene Ontology annotation, molecular function: protein kinase activity; ATP binding. The coding region runs from base 436 to 4911 and encodes 1491 amino acids. The record is from RefSeq and is a predicted model, not a curated record.